Molecule: messenger RNA, 2134 nt
Organism: Zophobas morio
Lineage: Eukaryota; Metazoa; Arthropoda; Insecta; Coleoptera; Tenebrionidae
Exons: 12
Coding region: 1-2094 (697 amino acids)
Biological process (GO): actin filament bundle assembly; actin filament network formation
Cellular component (GO): actin filament; actin filament bundle; cytoplasm
Molecular function (GO): actin filament binding
Source: RefSeq, a predicted model, not a curated record
AUGCGUGAGUGGUCCAUUUAUUUAAAAGGAGGAGCUGCUGGGUCGUUGAGUGCCCUUACCGAAAUCCAAACUAAAACUCUAGCGAGGCGUCCCAAGCGUCAACGACCUCUUUUAGACGGCGCAGUAAACGGCAUCACCCAUUUUGCCAACCGCCUGACGGAGACUGAUGAAUCGGAAAGGCGCCAAGGACCAUCGCACAUUUUACUAGAUGGUACAGUGUUUGUGAUGAGUUACUACGAACUUCGUUCCGAUCACACAUUUGACCCAGAAGAAAUCAAAAAUAAAUUGGGUCGAAGCCAAAUUCAAGCUGAAGCUUUGGCCUUUUCAGAGCAACUUAAUAAUUUACUUAAGUCUGAUAAAUUUUUGGUAGAAAAAAAUUAUAUACCUCUUUCAUCAGCUGACUUGUUUUUUGAUAACAUCCGGGACGGAGUUAUUUUAUGCAAGUUGAUCAAUGCUGUUAGGGCUGGAACCAUCCCGGAAACGUCUAUAAAAACCAAUGUUGACUGGAGAAAUGCCGAUAAGGCUGGCUCUAGAGAUAUUUUUGAAAUUGCUGGGAAUCACUCCCUUGCGCUGAAAGCUGCUAAAGAUUUGGGUUGUAGCACAGUUAAUAUAGGACAUGAGGAUAUUUUUCGCGGCAGCCGACACUUAAUUCUUGCGAUCGUUUGGCAGUUAAUACGCUUUCACUUAAUGAAAGAAGUUAACCUUAUAAGUCAUCCGGAGCUUAUUCGUUUGCUGGAACCCGGUGAGAAAAUUGAAAAGCUUAUCAAUAUGCGAGCUGAGGAUAUUAUAAAGCGCUGGUUUAAUUACCAUUUAAAAAAGGCCGGAACUAACGAGGUAGUAGAAAAUUUUGGUAAGGAUUUAAAGGAUUCCAGUAAAUGGGUGACCUUGUUUAAGCAAAUUGCGCCAGCUGCAUCUCAUUCUGCUGGAAUAGACGAAGUUUUAAAAACUUCAGAUAUACUUAAAAGAGCCGAACUUUUACUCGGUGUGGCUGAGAAACUCAACUCUCGCGAUUUCACCACAGCCGCUGAUAUUGUGGCGGGACACGAAAGGCUAAACUUGGCGUUUACAGCCACCAUUUUCAAUAAUCACAUAGGCAUUCACUUUCCUACCGAAGAUGAAAUCGCAGAGCUCUACAGUGAGCUUACAAAUUUAAAAAACUUGAAUUCUGCAUGUACUGAGGAGUUAGAAGAGCUGAUUAGAAAAAUUAACAUAAGUAGCGAAGUUAAACUUAAGUCUUUUACUCAAAUCCAAAGUUUAAAGAAUAAGAUAGAAAACUCUUUUCCUCACCUUUCUGGUCAAGAGGAUUUCUCUUCAACCUUUAAAAACUUUAUUCAGGCUUUUGAGCUUACUUCUUACCUUCUUCAAAACAACGAAAAUCCUGCUGAUAACGCAACAAAAACCUUGGAGGCUUUAGAGAAAACUUUUAGUCUUGAAAAAGAGCUUUCUAUAAAAAAAAAUCUUCUUCGAGACACUGUUGUGAAUAUGAGUGGAAAGUUGAAAGACAUUAACUGUGCAAUUAGCGACUUGAAGGACAUUACGGGCGGCCGAGGAAAAAGUUUCGAGGAAAUGCAAAGAAAACUUGAAGAAAAAAGAGCUCAGCUUGCAAGUAAAACGGCUGCCAUUGACGAAUAUACAGCGGCAGCGAAAGACUGUUUAAGUGGCUAUGAGGGAAGUUUGGACAGCGCGCUGACCUUCUCCGAAGAAGGCCCCGACAAAGAUCGACUUAACGCUGUUGUGGAUGCCACCGCGUGGGUAUUAAAGGGGUACGUGGACACUAUAAACCAGCGGGAGAAUGAGGCAAAGCAGAUAGAAAACGAAGAGCGACGUCGCCUUGAAGAGCUGAAUGCGGAACUGUCUGACUAUCUUAGCGAAGGCCAAAGUAGUGCCCAGGACGCAAUCACUAAUAUGAAACGUCUUUUGGAAUUGCUUAUUGAAAAAUCAAAGAGGCAAGAUCUACGAAUUAAGAGCCAACAGGAUAUAAUCCAAUACAAAAACAAACUCAACGCGACUAUGGGAGAGAAAAUUGUGGAAAUUGCUCAAAUUAGAAAAGAAAAUCUUAAAAAGAGCGCGGGCAAAAAAAGUAAAGGUCCCUAAGUUAUUAGCUACUGGUAAUAAAAGAUAAGGUAACAAUAAA